This is a messenger RNA of Mandrillus leucophaeus (drill), 1673 nucleotides long. RefSeq names its product t-SNARE domain containing 1 (gene TSNARE1). Gene Ontology annotation, cellular component: nucleus; membrane. Gene Ontology annotation, biological process: vesicle-mediated transport. The transcript is spliced from 14 exons. Bases 99 to 1673 code for a protein of 524 amino acids. The record is from RefSeq and is a predicted model, not a curated record. Lineage: Eukaryota; Metazoa; Chordata; Mammalia; Primates; Cercopithecidae.
UGCCCUGGGACAAUUUAUGGCACAUUGGAAACGUUUGGCCAAAUUCCUCUGCAAAACCGUCAGCUGCUGUAGCUGCACAGUCUUGAGUGUUCCUGUCCAUGAAUAUGCUCAGUGUGGAGGCUGCUGGCCCUGCCAUCUGUAAGAAGAUGUCGUACGGAUCCAUCGCUGGCGGAGGUGGCCUGGGGAGCCGUGGCCCUUUUGGGGGACCUUCAAGACAAGGCUAUCAGCCCCUAGAGUGCGCUAGAUGUUGGACCGAGUAUGGAAUCCGCCAUUUCCCCUGCCCGUCGCCAGAGAGCAAGCUGCAGAACCCCUGUGUGGGGAAGGACGGGGAAGGUGAUCUGGGGCCGGCGGGCACGCCUAUUGUCCCAAGGGCCAGGAAGCGAGGGCCUGGGGUUGCCCCUGAAGGCAGCCGGAUGCCGGAGCCCACCUCAUCACCCACCACUGGCCCAAGGAAGGACUUGGCCGCUGGGCCCCAUGGCCGCAUGGUGGGGCCCAGCGCUACCCGGGCCAAGAAGAGGAAGCCUAACUUCUGCCCGCAGGAGACCGAGGUGCUGGUGUCCAAGGUGAGCAAGCACCACCAGCUGCUGUUCGGCACGGGGCUGCUGAAAGCCGAGCCCACUCGCAGGUACCGCGUGUGGAGCCGCAUCCUGCAGGCCGUGAACGCGCUGGGCUACUGCCGCCGUGACGUCGUGGACCUGAAGCACAAGUGGCGGGACCUGCGAGCCGUCGUGCGGCGCAAGCUGGGCGACCUCCGGAAGGCGGCCCAUGGCCCCAGCCCCGGUUCUGGCAAGCCCCAGGCCCUGGCCCUCACGCCUGUGGAGCAGGUGGUGGCCAAGACCUUCUCUUGCCAGGCCCUGCCCUCUGAGGGCUUCGGUCUGGAGCCGCCCAGAGCCACCCAGGUCGAUCCACGUGACCUCCAGGAGCUGUUCCAGGAGAUGUCAGCCAACGUCUUCCAAAUCAACUCCAGUGUGACCUCCUUGGAGCAGAGCCUUCAGUCCUUAGGGACACCGAGUGACACGCAGGAGCUUCGGGACAGCCUGCACACAGCACAGCAGGAGACCAACAAGACCAUCGCAGCCAGCGCCACCACCGUGAAGCAGAUGGCCGAGCUGCUGCGCAGCUCCUGCCCGCAGGAGCGUCCUCAGCUGGACCGGCUGAGCACCCAGCUCUCGGAGGCCAUUCAGCGCUACGGAGUGGUGCAGAAGAAAAUUGCAGAAAAGUCCAGAGCGCUGCUUCCCAUGGCACAGAGGGGCAGUAAACAGAGUCCCCAGGCCCCGUUUGCCGAGCUGGCUGAUGAUGAGAAGAUCUUUAAUGGGAGUGACAACAUGUGGCAGGGCCAGGAGCAAGCGCUGCUCCCGGACAUCACUGAGGAGGACCUGGAGGCCAUCCGACUGCGAGAGGAGGCCACCCUGCAGAUGGAGAGCAACUUGCUGGAUGUGAAUCAGAUCAUCAAGGACUUGGCCUCCAUGGUGUCAGAGCAAGGAGAAGCUGUCGAUAGUAUUGAAGCCAGCCUUGAGGCUGCGUCCUCGCAUGCGGAGGCAGCCCGCCAGCUCCUGGCUGGAGCCAGCCGGCACCAAUUCCAGAGACACAAGAUCAAGUGCUACUUCCUAUCAGCUGGAGUCACUGCCCUGCUUGUCAUCAUCAUCGUCAUCGUCACCUCUGUUCGAAAGUGA